Molecule: messenger RNA, 2670 nt
Organism: Coniophora puteana RWD-64-598 SS2
Lineage: Eukaryota; Fungi; Basidiomycota; Agaricomycetes; Boletales; Coniophoraceae
Product: MFS amino acid permease
Exons: 6
Coding region: 8-1777 (589 amino acids)
Biological process (GO): transmembrane transport
Molecular function (GO): transmembrane transporter activity
Source: RefSeq, a predicted model, not a curated record
AAAAUUUAUGGCUUCAACCCAAGAGCCAGAGAAGCAAGAGCACAAGGACAAAUGGGAGUCCGAGCAGCAAGUCAUCCCCAAGAACAACCUCCCGCUCGUCUUAGGCGGAUUGAUGUGUGCCGCUUUCUUGGCCGCCCUUGAUCAGACCAUCGUCGCCACUGCUCUUCCGACGAUCGUUCAGGACCUUGGCGGAGGCAACAAUAUCAGUUGGGUCGGAAGCGCAUAUAUGCUUGCCAGCGGCGCGCUCGGGCCACUCUACGGCAAGUUCUCCAACAUGUUCGGUCGCAAGCCAGUCUUGUACAGCUCUAUUGUCGUGUUCCUCCUUGGAUCCGCGCUCUGCGGCGCUGCGCAGAACCUGACGUGGCUGAUUGUUUGCAGAGCUGUUCAGGGCCUCGGAGGUGGGGGCAUUAUGCAGAUGGUCAUCAUCACUAUGUCGGACAUUCUACCUCUCAAGGAUCGAAGCAAGUUUGGCGGUGUUAUAGCUGCAACGUUCGGCAUUGGCAGUGUUGUGGGUGCGCUCAUUGGAGGGGCAUUUGCUGACCAUGUCAGCUGGCGGUGGUGUUUCUUCGUCAACUUGCCAACUGGUGGUCUCGCCGCCCUCAUCCUCUUUUUCUUCCUGCACCUCAAUCCCCAUGAAUCAAAGCCCAUCAGAGAGCACAUCGCUGAACUUGACGUCAUUUGCAUCUUCCUCUUCAUCGCUGGCGUCGUCUGCCUUCUCCUUGGGUUCAACUUCUCGCAGACCUCCUGGUCGACACCGCAGACCAUUGCGCUCCUUGCCAUUGGUGUUGUUCUCCUCAUCGCCGGCGCGAUUAACGAGAUCUAUACGCCACGCUCGCCAAUUGUCCCGCCGCGCCUGAUGAAGGCCCGCACACCCGCGAUCAUGGUCAUUAUGGGCUUCCUGCAUUCCGUCACGUUCUUCGGCUUAUCGUACUACCUGCCGACGUACUAUCAAGUACUCGGCGCGUCGCCGACGUCUGCCGGGGUCCGGAUGAUACCGUUCUCGUUCGGCAGCUCAAUCUUCGCGACAUUCUAUGGCUUCCUCAUCUCCAAGACGGGCCACUACCGCCCCGUGCUGUGGAUCUGCUGGGCGAUCAUGACGCUCGGCUGGGGGCUCAUGUAUACGCUCGACUACGACUCGUCCACCGCGAAGAAGGAAGUGUACCCGCUGAUCGCGGCCAUCGGCAUCGGCGGGAUAUUCGAGGCGCCCAUCGUCGUCAUCCAGGCGAGCAUGCCCCUGAAGGACAUGGCGACGUCCACCGCCGCGUUCGCAUUCAUCCGCACGGUCGGCGGUGCGAUCGGCAUCAACGUCGGCGAGGCGGUCAUCUCGAGCGUGCUGCGCGGUAGACUCGCGGGCACCCCUGCGCUGAGCGGCGUUGUGGGCGACGAGAGCGCGGCGAGUCUGAACGAUGCGCUGCGCAAGAUCGUGCUGAUCCCCGACGCGGCGACGCGUGACGCGCUGCAGCAUGCGUAUUCGCGCGCGAUCAGCACGAUCUGGCUGAUGAAUACGCCUAUUGCGGGCGUUGGCCUCGUUUUGUGUCUUUUUGUGAAGCGUUAUUCGCUCAACCGCGUUAUUGUGCGUGGGGGUGAGCAGAAGGGGGAUGGGGAGGCGCUCGUCGUAUCUGACGCUGCGCCUGCGACGACUGCGCCGUUGGCGGAUCUCGCUGCGGAUCUCGAGAAGGGAGAGAAGUCCACUGAGGGCACUGAUGAUGACAUCAAAGGGUCGUGCCCAGCGACGGUGGACGACCAGGCCCAGGACUCAGAGCGGGCGCACGGCUAAUUCAAUUCGUCUGUCUUCGUUUUCGGUUUUGUCCUUCGUAUUUUUUCGUAUUUUUGACAAGAUGACAUAUAGGUUUUCCAGCUCACCAAGGGGCUAUACACUCAUCUUUCUUCAUCUACCACCAAUUUUCCCCAUUCCAUAUUUUAUCUCCCUCACUCCACGGCUUAAAUACAGCCCUCCCCUCCCCUCGUCAUCUACCGCGACCAUAUGGAUGCUCGCACUCUCGACGGCUGCACCGGCUACCUCCCGCAUUUUACACGUGCGGGUCGUUCCGGCGUUGUUCCCGCUCGCACGUCACCGUUUCAAACUCGAAGCGAGAUACACGCUGUCUGCUGUUAACAACGCAAAGCAAAAGAACGGAUAUCUUCCAGCUGCUUGCAAGCCAGAUUGUCAGCAUGUCCACUACUAGAUCCACCGGGAAAUUGGAGCAUGUCAUGGGGCCACCCGGCAGCUUCUCUACUCAUCGCAAUGCUCUCUUGAAAAUCUGUCGCUUUCUUCCAGAGGUCUUGACCAAGGUAUUCGUCUACUUCAAGUCUAUGGUUUGUGAUCCCGCGUGCGACCAUCUCAGCAAGUACACGUCUGUCACGCGUCACGAUUGACAGGAGGUAGCCCCCACAUUUCCUCAGCUUGGAUAACGAUCAAGAUGGAUCGCAAAAACAGACAUCGUAUGCGCUCUUGGUGCAAUUCAAACAGAUGGUAUGGACCGUGGAAGGAAAUCGGAGGGUUCUCAACAAGAAGAGAUCAUACGUGGAGAGCUUAUUAUAUUCAUCGAAAAGCGAUGGAUAGGGAGAAUGCACGAUACUCACGUAUCCUUUACCAAUAUGUACUUUCCAAUGUGAUGUUUUAUACCGCAAUUAUGCAAUUCAGAUUUUACAUGUUCAUGUGGUCUCCCA